GUAAGCCUUAACUAAGUGGAUCAAUGACUUAGAAAAUAGAUCAAGAUUCAAGUCAAAAUUAUGUCUGAGAGGUUGAAAACGUUUUUUGAGGCCUUGUUGAGGAGGAACUCAGAUUUUUUGGCUGCUGUAGUCACUGACAAGGACGGUGUGCCCAUAGUGAAAGCAACCCAAGACAAAGUGCCAAACAAUGUUUUAAGAGGAAGCUUUCUAGCAACUUUUGCAUCUGCAACUGAACAAGCAAGCAAACUUGGUCUUUCAAAGAAUAAAACUAUUGUUUGCUCAUUUUCAUCAUUUCAAGUCGUCCAGUUUAAUUUUCUUCCACUAGUUGUGACAAUAGUUGCAACAAGUCAAGCCAACACAGGAUUGAUCCUCAGUUUAGAAAACGAAUUCUCAGACGACGUGAAGGAGAUGUCUUCUGCAAUUCGCGCAAUUUCAAAAGAUUAAAUAAACGAUUUUAUAUAUACAUUACUCACUAUAGUCACGAGUCACGACUAAUUUCUGACUGAAUAAUCAUGUGUGGAAGCUCAAUUAAUGCAAUUACAUUUUUAUAAAGAUAA
Messenger RNA from Dendronephthya gigantea, 557 nucleotides. RefSeq names its product ragulator complex protein LAMTOR3-A-like. The coding region runs from base 61 to 444 and encodes 127 amino acids. The record is from RefSeq and is a predicted model, not a curated record. Gene Ontology annotation, cellular component: Ragulator complex. Gene Ontology annotation, biological process: cellular response to amino acid stimulus; positive regulation of TOR signaling. The transcript has 7 exons. Lineage: Eukaryota; Metazoa; Cnidaria; Anthozoa; Malacalcyonacea; Nephtheidae.